Molecule: messenger RNA, 1509 nt
Organism: Medicago truncatula (barrel medic)
Lineage: Eukaryota; Viridiplantae; Streptophyta; Magnoliopsida; Fabales; Fabaceae
Exons: 8
Coding region: 250-1347 (365 amino acids)
Molecular function (GO): heme binding
Source: RefSeq, a predicted model, not a curated record
GGAAAAUGCAACAAGUACUGGUGAAAAAAGGUGAAAUUAAAAAAAAAAACAUCAUGUGUCAUGUCACAUGUGUGUUUUGUUGAUUGAUGUACUCUAAAUUUUCCAAGCUCAGAAAAGUCAAGCACACCACAAAUCGCGAUCUAUCAAAUUCAAAUCCACUUAGAUGAACAUAAACUCGUUUUUAUUUAUUUUUCAAUAAUCUUAAAAACAUCUACAAGAAACACAGUUUCCAACAAAUAAACACAUACAAUGUUUCGUUACAUCUUAGUUUUGUUAUUGUUAUUGUUAGUAUCAUCCUACGAUGUUUAUUCACAUGAGGAGUCGGGUCCAUGGAGCUGUGAAACCGGGUCAGAGAUUCACGUUGAGUCCGAAUUUCAACCCGGUGUUAUUACACUUGAUGGUCAUGCCGAUGAUUGGAAGGACAUUGAUGGGUCCCACUUUUCUCUUCUUCUUGCUCUCGACCCUGAUGCUGAAAAUGAAUUUAAUGGCGGAAAAAUGACCGUGAAGAGUGUGCAUGAUGGCCGUGAUAUUUUCUUUUUGUUGCAAGUUGAUGGUGAUUAUGCCUACUCUAAUGGUGAAAGCAAGAAAUGUCCCUCUGUUGCACUCAUGUUUCAAAUUGGGGAUGGUGCCUCUUAUCAUAAUAUGGGUGGCUGUGAGGAACAUUCAACCUCGUGCACAAAUAAGACCUGCAAAGGUCAUGAAGUUGACAUUAUGCACUUUUCAAUUGGAAAUGCUAUUCCGGGACGGCUUUAUGGCGGGAAUCCCAUUGACAAUAGGGAUGGGAAUGGCGGUGACAGGUUUGGCCAUUUGGUUGAUCUUUAUGCCUGGAAUCCACACUGCAGAUACUUGGAUGGAACUGGUCCUUCAGGUUCUGUUAAUGAUUCUAGUGCACAGAAUGACUGGAAAGGUGCUUGGUGGCAUAGCAGCUUUACAGUUCACUCAGGUUUUGUAAAGGAUGAGAACCCUUAUGCAGAAAAUGGAAAAAAGGGCACAUAUUUUUUUGAAUUCUCUAGGCCUUUGAGGACUAUGGAUCAUCUGCAACAGGAUGUGCAAUUCACCAUUGGCGGAACAAGCAAGAUGUCUGUCGGAUUCUGGUAUCCAGUAGACGGUAAGCCAUGGCGCGGUUCCGGACACUACUCUGUCAACUGUGAUUGGGUUCCAAUUGAUAUAUCUCAGAGCAGUUCAUUGAGUGGCAAGUCAGUGGAGACAGCAUCAAGUAGCUCAUGGAAUUUUGCAAGUGCAUUUUCGCUUAUACUUUCAGUAGCAGCACUUUGUGUGUCUGUGUUUGUGAGCUAUCGGGUUUUACACCCCAAGAGUGUAGCCUUUACUCCUAUGGAGAACCUUUAAAUAGUGUAUCAAACAGCUUGAGUUUGGGAUUGUACUAUUCAUUUACGAUUGUACUAUAUAGGUUUGUAGUUUGUACUGUUUAGUGCUUUCUCUUGCCCUAUUUUUUAAUUCUAUUUGAAGUAUUACUUUAGUUAUUUUAGUUAGUGUCAGAAAAGUGUUGGU